This is a messenger RNA of Folsomia candida, 1594 nucleotides long. It is a transcript of the gene Kpc2, whose product is annotated as ubiquitin-associated domain-containing protein 1. The coding region runs from base 181 to 1260 and encodes 359 amino acids. Lineage: Eukaryota; Metazoa; Arthropoda; Collembola; Entomobryomorpha; Isotomidae. The record is from RefSeq and is a predicted model, not a curated record. Gene Ontology annotation, molecular function: protein binding. The transcript is spliced from 5 exons.
CACUUUAUACACGUACAACGUAAGAAAAAUCCGACUGCUUCGACAUUAAAUAACGCCAACCAAUUCGUCCCUUCGGGGUGCUGAAUUCCGUGGGAACCAAAUUAAGCCUUUAUUUUGGUACAGAAAGUCACAGAACACAUUUUUCUACAGCACAAAACGAACAGAUUUGCAUCACCGACAAUGUUUGUAUCGGAAUCAAAUCUAACCUUCAUGGGGACCAAGUUGCAAGUAAUGAGCGCAGAAGGUCGGCUUUGGGAAGGACAGAUUGACCCCUCUGUGACCGUAGAGGGUAUGAAGCGACUCGUAUUUCAGUACUUUUAUCCCGACGAGAUCUCCCUCGGCCCCGACAACUUUAGAGUGAUCCUUCCUAAGGAGUGUCGCAGUUUAGGAGACACGCACGCAAUUAAUGAAGAACACUUGAAGGAAAAUGAUAUGCUUCUCUUCGUUCGACGGAGAUCUGCAAAUGCACCAGAUUCUGACAGGGAUCUUGAUUUGAAGGCACCUACCGGGACAGAUAUUUUGGAGGCGACUAAAGAACUACCGGUACCACCACCUAUUGCACCCAAAUCUGCUUCCACAAGUGGAUCUGGGCGUCCUAGUCAUAAUUAUCAUGUGACGGAUGAUUCCACUGUAGAGACCAGUGUUGACUUUCAAUUAGAGCUGAGAAAAAUUAUAAUUUCCUUGGUGUCUGUGAUGGCCACCUUGCUACAAGGGAAUCCGGAUGCCGAGCUUAUUUGUCAGCAGAUUCAUGCAAGACUUAAUAGACGAUUACAAGCAACAACCAAUAAGCCGGUUGAGGGAACGUCGUUCCAAUAUCCUUCUCCGUCCGAAGUAGUUUGCACUCCUAUGGGGAUCGUUAAUGGAUUAGCUGAAGUGAGGAAGCGUGAAUUUCGCCCUAACCUGAAAGCAAUAGAUGCUUUGAAAGAAAUGGGAUUCAAGGAGGAAGAUCAAAUUGUUGAAGCACUGAGAGCUACAAAAAAUAACAAGGAUGCUGCCGUCGAGUUACUUACUGCCGGAAAGGUAAAUACCGAUGACCUGGAAGCUGGACUAGAUCAAAACAGUCAUUUAUUUUCUGCUCUUGUCUCUGCUCCCACCAUUCGACUCGGACUGAGUAAUCCCAAGACGUUGUUGGCGUUUUUGAACAUCUUAGAAAGUCCUGCUGCUGCUAAUGUUUGGUUAAAUGAUACCGACACUUCUCCUGUUCUCUCGGCGAUAUUCAAGACGUACCAUUCAGAAAAACAUGCAGCUCCUGAUUCAUAAUUAAUUACUAUUUAUAUGCAGUAACACAUUUAUUAUUACAAAGCAAAUAUGAGCUCUCCGUGUUUAAAAAAAUUACUUCUUCGAGUCAAUUUUAUGGUCUCUAAAUAAUCAUGGACAAAGAACGACUAAAUUAUGAUAAUCAAUUAAAAAAUAACCACGAUAAAUAACAAUGUGAUUGAGACAAAUCAUUCUAUAUUAUUAUUAUUCUGGCUUUAUUUAUUUUUGAACAUAAUGCAUAUACAAAAAUAAUACGUUAUUUAUGCAUGAAAACAUUUUAACUGUUAAGUUGACCUAUCCCAUAUGCAUUUGGGUUUUUGUCUGGUUACUUAAACCA